Molecule: messenger RNA, 441 nt
Organism: Suillus discolor
Lineage: Eukaryota; Fungi; Basidiomycota; Agaricomycetes; Boletales; Suillaceae
Exons: 1
Source: RefSeq, a predicted model, not a curated record
UGUGUACUGGCACGCAUGGAGUACUACAAGUGUGCUGGUCAUCCCGAACACGAGUUCCUCUUGUUUUAUUUCAGACACUGGAUCGAUAGCUGCUCCGCUCAGGCUGUAGUGUCUGCAGACCGUGCCAUGCAAGGACAAAACCGUUCCCUCAGACAAUCAUCUGAAUUAGUCUCUCCCUCAUCAUCCGACACCAACGCGUACGACUCCAUAUCUAUUUAUGGUUCCCCCCACGAUGCAGCGCCAGAACUUCAAGUCAGAUAUACACAAUACAGCAGGCUCUGUACCUUUGACUUUCCUUUAUCUUCUGCGCCCUCAGCACUUCAAGUGUCCACCGUCCUGUCUCUGGUACACCUCCAGGCCCCGGCAUAUCAUUUGUACGAAAAUCAAUGCUAUUGGUUUUCGAGCGCAGUGUGGGGCAGUUUGAAAGUGCUGUUCCCUGAU